GACUCCUGCAUGAUGAAUAGGUCAGAAACGAUGCAUUGUUGCAUUGCGCAGGCACAAGAGAAAUGCCGCGAACCAUAAGGCGAGCAUCUUCGGGUGUAAUGAGCACCGCAUUAUUGUGACAAUUGAAACUCUCUAGUGUUUGAAAAUAGACCGUAGUUAUUUCCUCAAGAUACAACGACCCUGAGAAAUAAUGGGGAAGUUGGCGUUACACUGCAGCUUUGGAGAUCCGACCAUUGUAGUAAUGAGACUAAUGGCAAUCUCCAACGCUUGCUUGAAAAGUCGAUGUCAAGACAUUUACUGGUUGCAAUCAAUCCGGGCGGCGAUGAAGCUGAUAUACGGGUUCUGGCAAAAACUGCCGAAACAAGCCAGGGCAAAGGUGAAUGAUCCGUCAGAGUUGAUGGCGUCUGGUUCCAUAAUUGCUGUCUUCAACUCCCGGACGAGAUCCCGCAACAAUGUGGAACCCAUUGAGACGGUAUCGUCUAGCCGCUGUAUGCCACGGCGAGCCAGAAGGAUUCCAGAAGACUAUACGCAACGGGUCCGAGCAUGGCGGCUGGUAAUGGUGAAAAGCCAAAUACGGCACAGAGAUGACGAGCAUUUCCCAAGCGGGAAAAGAGCACGUCGUGUUCUGGCGUCCCGUGCAUCCAUCGGCUCCCGUCGUGGCUGGCCACGUUGAUUCGUCGUGGAGAAUACCAAUCUCGGGUGUUCCGUGAUACUGCAACAGAGACCAACGUUGAACAAAUUGGCUCAGUUGGGCCACAUGUCUGGCUCAACCUGAAUGUUAAAUUGGACUUCGUUCCUGCUGUUGGUCUGUUGUCUGUGCGAUGGAAACCGG
Molecule: messenger RNA, 832 nt
Organism: Pseudomassariella vexata
Lineage: Eukaryota; Fungi; Ascomycota; Sordariomycetes; Amphisphaeriales; Pseudomassariaceae
Exons: 1
Coding region: 191-673 (160 amino acids)
Source: RefSeq, a predicted model, not a curated record